GUCAGUGUACUUAUUGGGUUCGGAUCCAACCCGUCAUUCAGAUCCGAACCGCUUUCUUGAUCAGCUCCGAUCGCCGCAGCCGGCGCCGGGCGGUGACGGAUCUCGGCUCCUCCUUCGCUUUCCAUCGAUCCUCUUCCGAUCUCUCGGAGAAGCUCCAUCCAUGGCUUCUCUCGUUGGAUCUCCGGCUAGAUCUCGUCAAUCGGCUCUCCUUCCUUUCCUCUUUGUCGUCAUCCUUGUCCUCUCGCCCUUUCUCGUCUCGGCGUUCGAUGAGGCCCGGAGGAUUCGCUUGAGAGAGGAGGUCCGGCGAAUGUUCUACCAUGCUUAUGAGAACUAUAUGACUUAUGCAUUUCCGCAUGAUGAGUUAAAACCUCUCACAAGCACUUACACAGAUUCCCUCAGUGAACUUGGAAACCUAAAGCUUGAGCACUUGCCCGAAAAUUAUAAAGGGUCAGCGUUAACACUUAUUGAAUCAUUAUCAAGUCUUGUUAUCUUGGGUAACAACACAGAGUUUGAAAGAGGUGUUCUUUGGCUUUCUGAGAAUCUUACAUUUGAUGUAGAUGUUCGGAUUAAUCUAUUUGAGUGCAACAUAAGAGUUCUUGGAGGGCUUGUCUCUGCUCAUAUUCUUGCAACUGAUUCUAAAAGCAGGUUGGCACCCGGAAUCUACAAGAAUCAGUUGCUUAGCCUUGCUGCAGACUUGGGUCAACGCUUCUUGCCUGCCUUUGACACUCCCACUGGAUUGCCUUAUGCAUGGAUUAAUCUUAAGCAUGGGGUUGUGGAGAACGAGACAUCUGAAACAAGCACAUCUGGAUGUGGUUCUCUUAUUCUUGAAAUGGGAGCUUUGUCUCGAUUGACUGGUGACUCUAGAUAUGAAACUGCAGCACUUCGUGCUCUUCGUAAGUUAUGGAGCAUGCGAAGUUCUUUGGAUCUCCCUGGUACAACUCUGGAUGUAAUUACUGGAGAGUGGAUAGUAUAUUCUUCUGGCAUUGGAGCUGGUGUUGACUCAUUCUAUGAGUAUCUGAUGAAAGCCUAUAUUCUUUUUGGAAGCGAUGAGUUCUGGGACAUGUUCCAUCCAGCUUACAUUGCUGUGCAGAAGUACUUUCGGCAUGGCCCAUGGUACCAUGAAGCUGAUAUGAGAACAGGAAAAGCAACAUAUUGGCAGCUCACAAGUCUUCAAGCCUUCUGGCCUGGUCUUCAGGUUCUUGUGGGAGAUAUUCCUGCAGCAAAUUCAUCACAUCGUCAAUUUUUCCAUAUAUGGGACAGAUUUGGUGUGCUUCCUGAAAGAUACCUUCUUGACCAUGAUGCAUUGCAUCCUACAGAGAAAUAUUACCCAUUGCGCCCUGAAUUUGCUGAGUCUACAUUUUACCUUUAUCAAGGAACUAAAGAUCCUUGGUAUUUGGAAGUGGGUGAAUCUAUUGUAAGAUCUCUCAACUACUACACCAGAGUUCAAGCUGGUUUUGCUAGUAUCAGAGAUGUCACCACCAUGCAACUUGAAGACCAUCAACAUAGCUUUUUUCUUUCUGAAACGUGUAAAUAUCUGUAUCUUCUUUUUGAUGAUUCAUUUUUGGUGAAUCAAAAUUAUAUCUUUACGACUGAGGGACAUCCUAUUCCUAUUAGAAGCUCGUGGCAUGAGAGGCUUCCACAAACUUAUAUUCCUAAUAAUUGGACUUCAUUCAAGAGUGAAAAUCAAGCAAAUCGACAAAGUGCAAUGCAAUCACGGCUUUGUCCCGCAACUAUUUCUGGAGCUAAUACUGGCAUUUCAAUCGAAAGCGCGUGCCACAUACCUGAUUUGCGAGCCAAUCACCGAUGCAUCACCGAUGAGGAAUGCGGUACUGAUUCAACAACCUGCAGGCAAAGAACAUGCAGUCUGGCCGGCUAUUGUGGUUUGUGGUUUAGAAUAUAAAUUAUACCUUUAGGAUCCAAGAUGCCAUCGAAAAGCAUUAUUUAUUGAUCGAGAAAUAAAACGAUGAUGGUUUAUCCCAGAGAAAUCAAUGUAUAAUAAAAUUGUAAUUUGGUGAUCAUAGAAGCCAAUCAAUCUUGUUACCUGUUCACAAAAAUUAGUUAGUCUAGGGUUUAGUUCAAUUGCAUUAUCUCGGUAAUUAGUCUUUUUUAUGAGAAUCAUUUGUAAACCCUAAUUGAUACCAAAUGGUGGUAUGACAAGUGUGGUAAAGAUUAUUUAGCCCGAAUUAAGGGAAAUGAUUUUUA
Dioscorea cayenensis subsp. rotundata (Guinea yam) is the source of this 2202-nucleotide messenger RNA. RefSeq names its product alpha-mannosidase I MNS5. Gene Ontology annotation, cellular component: membrane; endoplasmic reticulum. Gene Ontology annotation, biological process: endoplasmic reticulum mannose trimming; carbohydrate metabolic process; mannose trimming involved in glycoprotein ERAD pathway. The record is from RefSeq and is a predicted model, not a curated record. The coding region runs from base 161 to 1900 and encodes 579 amino acids. Gene Ontology annotation, molecular function: calcium ion binding; mannosyl-oligosaccharide 1,2-alpha-mannosidase activity. NCBI's taxonomy places the organism in Eukaryota, Viridiplantae, Streptophyta, Magnoliopsida, Dioscoreales, Dioscoreaceae. The transcript is spliced from 15 exons.